Messenger RNA from Ipomoea nil (Japanese morning glory), 637 nucleotides. Its product is annotated as non-specific lipid-transfer protein-like protein At2g13820. NCBI's taxonomy places the organism in Eukaryota, Viridiplantae, Streptophyta, Magnoliopsida, Solanales, Convolvulaceae. The transcript is spliced from 3 exons. Bases 82 to 582 code for a protein of 166 amino acids. The record is from RefSeq and is a predicted model, not a curated record.
AGCACACCGUUACAAAUCAUCUUGGAUAACACAUUACAUUUGCUGUUAAACCCUAAAGAAAAUGUGAAAGAAUUGUUUGAGAUGGGGAUAAAGGGAAUCAAAAUGGGGCUGUGUUUUGCAGCUAUUAUGUUGGCGGCUUUGAUUGGGGAAUCCAUGGUUCAACCACCUGAUCCGUGCAUUACUGUGAUCGCUACGAUGUUACCGUGCCUCCCUUUCCUGAUCGCCGACGAGGCGACACCCACCGCUGGUUGCUGCGCGGCGUUUUCCGGCGUACUUCUGUCUCAGCCUAAUUGCCUUUGCGCCGUCGUGAACGGCGGCGGUCCGGUGCCGCUGUUAAACCUCACCUUGGCGCUCCAGUUGCCUUAUUCGUGUAAUGUCAAAGGUAAUGACUCGGCUAGGUCUCCAUGUCCAUCAAGUACUCCGACGGCCGCCCCUUCCCCAACACCACCUUCAGGUGGAACAAAUAAUAGAGCUCCAAGUACAAGCCAGUCAGGAGGAAACACCAUAACAGUAAUGCCUCAUCACAUUCAACUUAUUGCCUCUUUCCUUCUUGUGGCCAUUGCUUCAGAUCAAGUUCUGUAGGGAUUGAUUUGUAUAUCUUAAUCACCAUCUAAAAUGCAAGACUAGUUUCCAUUUU